AUGGUUUCCACCCGCCAUCACCCAGACGACUUCCCACCACCUACAUCCAAAUCAUCAUCGCCUUUAUCCCCAACGUCUGAGCCAAGCGGUGCCUCAUCGAAAACAUGGCUCCACACGCCGACCGCAAUUCUUACGCUCUGGCUGCUCAUCUCGUGCCCCCUCGUUCUCUGGGACGCCGGCUACUGCCUGUUGCGCCCGCACUCCAUGCCCGGCGGAAAGUACCACUCCUUUUGGUCUGGAUACAAAUGGUACGGCACUGUGGAUUACAUCUAUGGCUGGCCGGCGUUCAAUGCGAACAAUGGCUUUACAAAUGCGCAGGCUGUCUUAAACUUGCUGGAGACCGGCGGAUACCUUUAUUACUUGUGGGUUGUGUAUAGACACGGGACUGUCGCGGGAGACUCAAAAGGGUCGCGGGGGUCGCAGGGGACGCUGUCCUGGCUGCUGGCCACAGAUAAGGUCGUUGCGGGGAGAAUGGGGGCGACGGCGUUGUUGGCGGCGUUUAGCUCCUCUGUGAGCACAGUCUCGAAGACUGUCUUUACUCUAACGAUUUCAGGGUUGCAAGAAUACUUCAGCAACUUCGAGAACAUCGGCCACAAUGAGUUCUGGCCAAUGACUGCUUGGAUCAUCCUCAAUGGCCUCUGGAUCGUUGUCCCUGUGUGGAAUCUUCAUGUUCUCGGGGAGGAGAUUGUGUCCUUGCUUGCCAAUGGCACUGGUGCUCCGCGUCAAAUACGCUAUCCGUCGAUCACUGAAUGGCAGCUGCAACGAGAAUAUCUCCAGACCAUGGCCACUUCAAAUAGGAAGCGCAUCGCCGUUGUCGGCGCCGGGGCAGCAGGAAUGUCCUGCGCCACAACUCUCUCAAAACACCCCGCCAAAUUCGAUAUCACCCUAAUCGACAGUGUGUCCCAGACCGGCGGGCAAGCAACCUCGCUACCACUCGACAGCAGCAAAUACGGCGCAUCCUGGCUGAACGACGGGGUGCAAGGCGGCAGCAGCAUCUUCAAGCACACAUUCAAGUUCUUCCAGGACUACGGCUACUCGCCGCGAGAGGUAAAGCUGCAGGUUGCGUUCGGGAAAGGACCAGACAGCUUCUUCACGAAUGUAUUUCCCAGUCCGCUGGUCGACCGGUUCCAGCCAGAGAUCAAGAAGUUGGGCCGUGUGUUGAAAGUGAUCAAGUACGGGCUCCCGGUGCUUGGGAUCCUACCAGUGAAAGUUAUCUUGAAACUAUUCCGAUUCAGUACGGAGUUCGGCAAUAGGAUGCUCCUGCCGCUGCUGGCGCUGUUCCUGGGCACGGGAAAUCAGACGCCCAAUGUGAGCUGUGCGCUGUUGGAGAGGCUGUUCCAGGAUCCUGGGAUGAGGCUUUGGGAGUACGAUUCCGAAGGUCUGAUGACAAACUUGCCGCGGAUGUAUACGUUUCCGCAGCUGGGGAUGUUCUAUGCGCAGUGGAAGGAUGACCUGGAGGGGAAUAAGGGGGUGAGGAUGCUUCUAGGGACGGAGGUUGAGAUCAUGCAUCGAGCGGGCGACGCAGUUGUGCUCGCUCUGCAUACACCGGAUGGGAAGAAGACAGAAGCAUUCGACUACAUGGUCCUCUGUACGCCGGCCGACGAGGCACUGAAACUGCUCGGCCGCCACGCAACGUGGAAAGAAAGGUGGGUGCUUGGAGGUGUGAAGUUCUUCGACGAUGUGACAGUCACGCAUAGCGACGCAGACUACUUCAACAGUAUAUUUGAGACAAGAAUACGCGACGAACUGGUCUCAACGGCCACCGGACCGUCCACAACCCUCUCUGCAACAACCGUGUCCAAGCGUCAAGACCAACUCGCCUUCGCCAAUGCACCCUCCAAAUGCGAAGAAGACGGCUGGGCCGGCUUCAAUCCCAUGUACUACACCCACUCGUAUGCGAACGAGCAAGACAAAAUCGAAAUGGGCUUCGAUUGCACCAACUAUCAGCACCAGUUCCGGGACGCGGUUGGGGUUGGAAAUUCUCCGUAUCCAGCAGGGCAACACGUCUACCAGACAAUCUUCUUGGAUAAAACGCGGCAGGACCUAUGGACGUGGGACUCUAUCGACGAGGACAAGGUUAUUGGCAAGAAAUGGUGGCACCAGUUCGGGCACCGCUGGCAGCAUUAUGCGCGCGUUGUGCCGGGGAUGAUGUUUGUGAAUAGCUUGAAAAAUCGGACGCUCUUUGCAGGGGCUUGGACGAUGGUGAAUAUGCAUGAAAUCGCAUGUAUAUCUGGGAUUGCGGCAGCGUAUCGGCUGGGAGCGAGUUAUGAACAUUUCGAUGAUUUUGCGCAGGAGGUCUUUGCUAAGUAUCUCUUUGUUUGUCAUGGGGUUUGGUAUAAAGGGGAGGGUAAGAAGCGUGCCUGA
This is a messenger RNA of Aspergillus nidulans FGSC A4, 2364 nucleotides long. RefSeq lists its product as uncharacterized. The record is from RefSeq and is a predicted model, not a curated record. The transcript has 7 exons. The coding region runs from base 1 to 2364 and encodes 787 amino acids. Lineage: Eukaryota; Fungi; Ascomycota; Eurotiomycetes; Eurotiales; Aspergillaceae.